AUGUUGCAGAGAGCGGCUAGCAAUGCGUAUUCGUGGUGGUGGGCGAGCCACAUUAGAACAAAGCAAUCAAAAUGGAUGGAGCAACACCUUAUAGAUUUCCAGGAGAAAGUGGAAGCUGUUAUGAAACUCUUGCAGGAAGAUGGAGAUUCCUUUGCCAAGAGAGCAGAAAUGUAUUACAAAGGGAGGCCCGAGCUAAUUAAUUUUGUGGAAGAAUCAUACCGGGCUUACCGAGCUUUAGCCGAGCGAUAUGAUCACAUAUCAAAAGAGUUACAAAACGCAAACAACACCAUUGCUUCCAUCUGUCCAGAGCAAGUGCCGUUUAUGGAUGAAGAUGAUGAGGAUGGUUCACCCAAAGCUUCCAGAAAAGCACCAGAAGGGUUCAAACCUAGUAAUGCUGCUCCAAAGGUUCCAAAACCUCCACGAAAAGAUUUAAAAACAGUCAUCACGUCAGCCACAAAAAAUUUUUGUACCAAUAAGAAGGUAGUGUCUAAAGCAGGUGCUCCAAAAGAACCUAUCAAAUCUGGAUUGAGCAAAAAGGAGGCACUUGAAGAAAUUGACAAGCUCCAGAAGCAGAUUCUGACGCUACAAACUGUGAAAGAGUUUGUGAAGAGCACAUAUGAUAAUGCCAUUCAAAAGUAUUGGGAUACGGAGGAGGAAAUCAAAAGAUUGCAAGAGAGAGUUUCCCUUUUGCAUGAUGAGUUUGGUGAAGGUAUGGUGAUUGAAGAUGAUGUAGCUCGUCGUUUGAUGACAGAAGCAGCUCUUAAAACUUGCCAAGAGACAUUGACUCGUUUGCGUGUGAAACAAGAAAGAUCAUUUGAUGAAACCAAAAUUGAGAACAAAAGGGUAAAGGCGGUCAGGGAGAAGUUGGAGUCUCUCAUGCACAAGUUACAUUAUGAUCAGGUUAGCAGGCCAGAGCCGAAGACAGGGAAAAAUGUGAAACAAAUGGCCAAGGAUUUGGAUCAAGAUAUUGAAAAAAUGAAUCAACAGAGACAAGAGUUGCAGCUAUUGCAGAAUCGAAUUAAAGAACAAAUUGCAGCUGGCUCUUCUGGAUCUAUCAGUGUGUCAGAAAUGGCUGAGAAGAUUGAUGAGCUUGUGAACAAAGUGAUAAGCUUAGAAACUUCGAUUUCCUCCCAGGAUGCUCUAGUAACAAGAUUAAGAGCAGAAACCGAUGAACUUCAGUCCCAGAUUGUGUAUCUAGAAGAUGAUAGGUCCAGUCUUAUUGAUGAGAAAAAUGAUUUGACAGCCAAGCUGAGAGAAAUGGAUGAAAAAAUGCAAGUCAUACAGGAUCUCAACGAAAUGGUUGAAACCCAGAAUACAGAUCUUCAAACCCAUUUUACUGAAGCGCUUUGUGAUCUUGAUCAUCUUUCUGAGGAGGUCCCAAUUGCGAAGCCAGAUAAGAGGGAUGAGAUCCCGGAUUUGUCAAAGAGAGAAAGUGAACCUUCAGGUGAAGCUAUAUCAAAUCAUGAAGUUCAAAGACAAGAUGAGGGUCCAACUGUGAAGCCAGAUGAGAGGGAUAAGAUCCCAACGAAGAGAGAAAGUGAACCAUCAAGUGAAGCUGUAUCAAAACAUGAAGUUCAAAGGCAACAUGAGGUUCCAAAUGUGAAGCCAGAUGAGAGGGCUAAGAUCCCAGAUUUAUCAAACAGAGAAAGUGAAGCAUUAGGUGAAGCUGUACCAGAACAUGAAGUUCAAAGGCAAGAUGAGUGUCCAAUUGUGAAGCCAGAUGAGAGGGCUAAGAUCCCAGAUUUAUCAAAGAGAGAAAGUGAAGCAUUAGGUGAAGCUGUACCAGAACAUGAAGUUCAAAGGCAAGAUGAGGUUUCAAUUGUGAAGCCAGAUGAGAGGGCUAAGAUACCAGAUUUAUCAAAGAGAGAAAGGGAACCAUUAGUUGAAGCUGUACCAGGACAUGAAGUGCAAAGACCAGAUGCACUGAACCAGGAAAACCUCUCAAUAAAUGAUUUAGAGUCAGAUAAGAAGCCUAAGGUCGCCGGUCUGGAGGAUAAUGAUGUGCAGAAAGAUAACAAGAUUGGUGCCGCUGAUUUUGCAGAUGAUAAUGUGCAGAAAGACAACAAAAUUGAUGAAAUAAGCUUGGGGAAAGAUCGAGAAACUAAUGUCACAGGAUCGGUGGAUAAUGAAAUGAAGGUCACAGACUCACUUCAAAAUGAAACAAGGUCAGAUAAUGAGCAUAAGGUUACGGAAUCAUCUGAAAAGGAAGAGGCGUCAUCAACAGGAGGCCAAUCUAGAUUUAAUGUUUUUAAAUCACAUAUAACAAAUUUCAUUUCAUUAACACAAAUGAAACCCAAAGAACAAGAAAAGACUCCAAGUCCUGGCAAUAAUUCACCAGCAAGAUCUGCAUCAAGCAUCGCCACGGGAGAUCAGGAUCUCAGCCAACACAAGGAAAGUGAGGAGGCAAAUAGUUAUUCUGAGAGUUCUAGAGACCAGCAGGAAAAGAAUGCAACCCAGUCUACAUCAGAGACUGAAAAUGCCCAUGAAGUUCAUUCCCAGAAGCAGGCAACAGCAAAAGACGAUGGACCUAAUUGGCGGCAGUUGUUUAUGGAUGGAAUGAAGGACAAGGAGAAACUUCUCUUAACAGAAUAUACGAAUAUUCUCAGGAAUUACAAAGAUGUGAAGAAGACUCUCAGUGAGUUAGAGAAGCAAAAUCAAGAAAUACUCUUUGAUACAUCCUUGAAGCUGAAAGAACUGAAGUCUUCCAAUGCCUUGAAAGAUGAAGAGAUUAAACUCUUGCGUCAGAAGCUAGGCCUCAUGGAGAGAAGUUUUGAAGGAAAUAAGGACUUGAAAGAGUUAAGAGCAACAGAAGAGCCUGUAAAGAAAGAAGAAGAAGAUGAUUAUGAUAUGGAAAUAUUGAAAGUUCACCAGCCUGACUCUACUUCAGCUAUAGAAGAGAAGUUCCGUAGGAGCAUUGAUGAAAUUCUGGAGGAGAACUUGGGUUUCUGGUUGAAAUUCAGCACUACUUUCACUGAGAUACAGAGAUUUGAGACCACUAUAAAAGAUUUGCAAUCAGAUGUAACAAAACUUGAGGAAAGUGGGAAAUCAGAGAGCGUCAGACAAUCUAUGAAAUCAGAGGCACGGCCAAUUUUCAAGCAUCUUGUGGAGAUCCAAACUGAAUUAUCAGUUUGGUUGGAGAAGGGUGCAUCGUUGAAAGAAGAACUUCAACGUAGAUCCUCAUCCUUGUGUGAAAUCCAGGAAGAGAUAACAAAGGCCUUGAAAGCCAGUGCAGAAGACUACGACUUCAAGUUUACCAGCUAUCAAGCUGCCAAGUUCCAAGGUGAGGUUUUGAACAUGAAACAAGAGAACAACAAGGUUGCUGAUGAACUUCAAGCAGGCCUAGAUCAUGUAUCAGGUCUGCAAUCUGAAGUUGAGAAGGUUCUUGCAAAGAUGGGUGAACAAUUUGGCCUCACAAGCUCAAAGAAACAACGAAACACAGAGAUAAGACAUUCAGAUAGUAGUGGGAGUGGUAAUCGUUCUCAUUCUCAGGUUCCUCUGGGAGCAUUUAUCUUUGGGGUUAAACCAAAGAAACAAAAACAUUCAAUCUUCUCUGGCAUUAGCCCUGGAAUGCAUAGGAAGUACCGUGCUGCCAUUAAAGGACAAUAUUUGUAA
This is a messenger RNA of Neltuma alba, 3612 nucleotides long. Its product is annotated as protein NETWORKED 2D-like. Gene Ontology annotation, molecular function: actin binding. NCBI's taxonomy places the organism in Eukaryota, Viridiplantae, Streptophyta, Magnoliopsida, Fabales, Fabaceae. The record is from RefSeq and is a predicted model, not a curated record. The transcript is spliced from 2 exons. The coding region runs from base 1 to 3612 and encodes 1203 amino acids.